UGUUGUUCAUGCUAGUGUCUACGUUUGGGACAUCGCAAUGGGAGAUUUAGAGAGAAUGGGCAGAGAACUCAAAUGCCCAAUCUGUUGGAGUUUGUUCGACUCUGCGGUUUCGCUUACCUGCAAUCAUCACUUCUGCAACUCGUGUAUUGUAAAGUCCAUGAAAUCAGCAUCUGCUUGUCCUGUAUGUAAAAUCCCGUUCACUCGUCGAGAGAUUCGCCCUGCUCCUCAUAUGGACAACUUGGUCAAUAUAUAUACGAGCAUGGAAGUUGCUUCAGGAAUCAAUAUAUUUGUUACCCAGAAUGUAUCUCAAGCUAAAUUAUCGGAUGUGGAAAAGCAAUGUGAUGGUAGUGCCGACUUUGGCAAAGUGGAAGCUGGUGGAUCUCGUAAAGGUCAUGUGCAAGAGAAGAAAACCCGGAAGAUGAAGAAGGCGAAGAAGACAGUCCAGGUCAACAUGGAAAGUUCAGGCUCUGGCUUACCAAAACCUUCUUUUCCAGCCAAGAAAAGGGUGCUGGUGCCACAAAAUAUUCUUUCAGAGACUCCAAUGAAAAAUUUAAAGCUUGGAGAUUGUCUUAGUGAAAUUAACAAAGAGAAAGGAGUGCAAAAGGUUCCUCUCAUUGGAAGUGAAAUGCCUCUACAAAGUGAAAAAUCUGUUCCUGUUCUUUCACCUUUCUUUUGGUUGAGAGAGGAAAAGGAUGGUGAAAAGUCGAGCCCACCAACUGACGAGGAUCAAUUUAUUGAUGGAUCAACACCAAAUCCUCCUUCAUUUAGUGAUCUCAGGGACUCGGAUGAUGAAAACACUUCUAAUGUCGCUCCAUUCGAUGAGGGGCAAAAUCAAAUCUCUGUUAAUUUAUUUGAUAGUGAGAUGUUUGAAUGGACACAAAGGCCUUGCUCUCCUGAAUUAUUUUCAAGUCCCUCUAAAAUGCAGCUGCAGGUCAUGGAUACUUACGAGGAUGAUGAAAAUCAAGAUGAAUUGGUGGCUGCCUCACAGGAACUGGACGCAAAUCUACCCAUUACUGAUGCUGACAACAUGAAAAUUGAGAAUCCCAAAGGAAAUAAAACAGCUGAUGCAUUACCACCAAAUGUUUCUCCUCUAAUUAGAAGUUCUGCUGAUAUAAAUGGACAAAUAAAGUCUAGGAAAAGGGGAAGGAAGGCUAUGGCAAAAUUUAGGCAUGAGCAGAUUGUCGAACCAAAAAAUUCAAUUGAUGGAAUGCAUCUUGUUGGACAUGUAUCACUAGAAGUCACUCAGGAACGAGCAUUGGACUGCAAACCCAAAUCUUGUAAUCUGGGGAAGGCUAGUAGAAGGGGCAAGAAGGUUUGUUUCAAUACCAGGUCAGUUCCAACAUCUACAAGUGCAUGUACAGUACCUGAUACGUCAGGAGUUUUAAGUAUUGAUGAAAUGGAGAUGGUUGCAAAUUCAUCUAUUUCGCCAUCUAAACAAGAAAAUGAGAAGCAUUGUCCUCUGGAGAUUGCUGGAAAAAGCCAGAAGAUAAUAUCUGGAAAACAAAUAAAGUAUAGGAAAAGGGGAAGGAAGGCUAGGACAAAAAUUAGACAUGAGCAGAUUGUCGAACCAAAAAAUUCAAUUGAUGGAAUGCAUGUUGAUGGACAUGUAUCAUUAGAAGUCACUCAGGAACGAGCAUUGGACUGCAAACUCAAAUCUUGUAAUCUGGGGAUGGCUAGUAGAAGGGGCAAGAAGGUUUGUUUCGAUACCAGUUCAGUUCCAACAUCUACAAGUGCAUGUACAGUCCCUGAUUCGUCAGGAGUUUUAAGUAUUGAUGAAAUGGAGAUGGUUGCAAAUCCAUGUAUUUCGCCAUCUAAACAAGAAAAUGAGAAGCAUUGUCCUCUGGAGAUUGCUGGAAAAAUCCAGAAGAUAAUAUCUGGAAAACAAAAUAUGAACCCAACCGAAGAGUUUGCUGGUUCUGAUUCAUCCCUUUUCAGUCUACAGACAAACAGUAAUGUGAAUACCUCUAAAAGCAAGCAAUCCAAAAACAUAUUUACUAGAAAAUCUAUAUCUGGCAGUAAAAAGUUGAGAAAUACUGAAAGGUCAAAGCUUUCUUCUGAAUGUACCUCUAUCACUAAAAAUGCUGAAGAAAUUCUACCUAAUGAAAGUGUUCAUCACUGUCCUCAUGUCGGCGAUUUGAAUGAUACAUCAAAAGAGAAACAUCGUUCUUUGACUGAUAAAACAGUUUUAAGGAAAUGUGAGAGCCAUGUCGAGAAGUAUCAAUGUUUUUUCUGUCUCUCAUCAGAAGAAUCAGAGGUUUCUGGCCCUAUGGUGCAUUAUCUUGAUGGCAAACCUGUACCUGCAGAUCAUGAAGGGGGGUUUAAAGUCACACAUUGUCACAGGAACUGCACAGAAUGGGCCCCCAAUGUAUAUUUUGACGGUGAAAAUGCAAUAAAUCUUGAAGCUGAGAUAAGUAGAAGUCGAAGAAUUAAAUGUAGUUUUUGUGGACUUAAAGGGGCCGCACUUGGUUGUUAUGAGAAAAGUUGUCGCAGGAGCUUUCAUGUUCCUUGUGCCAAGUGGACUUCUUUAUGUCGUUGGGAUACGCAAAACUUCGUCAUGUUAUGUCCUCUACAUGCAUCCUCCAUGUUACCCUGUGAAGAUUCAGGUUCCCAAAAAAGGAGCAAGAAAGGCCAAGGUAGAGAUGGCAAAAACCAUGGUCCUAGUCUUGACACUAUAAGCCAAACACGGGCUGAUCAUAGAUCUUACAAGAAAAUUGUUCUAUGUUGUUCUGCUCUAUCCGUACAGGAGAAGGACAUUGUUUCCAAAUUCGAAAGUGUAUCUAAAGUUACAAUUUUGAAAAAUUGGGACUCGAGUGUCACCCAUGUUAUAGCAUCAACGGAUGAAAACGGGGCAUGCAGAAGAACCCUGAAAGUAUUGUUGGGUAUCCUGGAGGGAAAGUGGAUUGUAAAAGUUGAGUGGAUCAAAGCUUGCAUGAAGGAAAUGAAUCCUGUUGGUGAGGAGCGUUAUGAAACUAAUGUUGACAUCCACGGAAUUAGGGAUGGUCCUCGUCUUGGACGACUAAGAGUAUUGAACAAGCAACCAAAGCUUUUUUAUGGCUACAAGUUUUAUUUUAUGGGAGAUUUUUUACCUUCAUACAAGGGGUAUCUGCAAGAACUUGUGGUUGCUGCUGGUGGGAUAAUUCUGCAUAGAAAACCGGUGUCUUGUGACCAAAAGUCAAUGUUACCAGAUUCACAUUCAUACCAGAACUUCAUAGUUUACAGCCUCGAGCUGCCGGAUGAAUGUAAGCCUUCAGAAAUGGAUACAAUUUGCAGACAAAGGUGUCAUGAUGCAGAGGUUGUGGCAAAUUCUACAGGCUCUAAGGUUGUAACUAAUACAUGGAUUCUUAAUUCAAUUGCAGCCUGCAAACUGCAAUGCCUUGCUCAAUGAAAUGUGAAUAUUCAGAUAAUUUACGAUCGCCAACUGAUAUUUCCCUUAUUAUCUUAAUUAUCAUAUUAAAAACAUUAUUAUUGACCAUUUAUGGAACAACAUAUUUUAGUGUAAUAUAUUGUGAUUCUUGUA
Molecule: messenger RNA, 3517 nt
Organism: Vigna angularis (adzuki bean)
Lineage: Eukaryota; Viridiplantae; Streptophyta; Magnoliopsida; Fabales; Fabaceae
Product: protein BREAST CANCER SUSCEPTIBILITY 1 homolog
Exons: 13
Coding region: 38-3385 (1115 amino acids)
Biological process (GO): positive regulation of transcription by RNA polymerase II; negative regulation of fatty acid biosynthetic process; double-strand break repair via homologous recombination
Cellular component (GO): BRCA1-A complex; BRCA1-BARD1 complex; plasma membrane
Molecular function (GO): ubiquitin-protein transferase activity
Source: RefSeq, a predicted model, not a curated record